This is a messenger RNA of Trichoplax adhaerens, 3501 nucleotides long. RefSeq lists its product as uncharacterized. The transcript is spliced from 6 exons. The record is from RefSeq and is a predicted model, not a curated record. NCBI's taxonomy places the organism in Eukaryota, Metazoa, Placozoa, Uniplacotomia, Trichoplacea, Trichoplacidae. Bases 1 to 3501 code for a protein of 1166 amino acids.
AUGGCUUAUUUUAAUUGUAAUUAUUUCACCUUGAUAGGGGCUACGGCAUUUGAUGGACGUAACUAUAUGGCGGUCAAUAUUACCGAUCAUGCCGAUAAUAUGACGCUCCAAUUUCAAAUUAAAAGUAAUCAAAUCGAUGGACAGCUAUUUCUUUUACCUAUUUCCGGGAAUUCAAGUUAUCUAUCCAUCCAAAUAAAAUCUGGCUAUUUGAAAGCGCUAUGGAUUAUUCAUGAUGAAAGUCUAGGAUUGAACAGUAUGGAGCUAAAUAAUGGAGUAUUAAUCAGCAAUCAUCAACCUCAUAUGGUUAAUCUAUAUCGACUUGGAGAAAAUUUUAUUCUACAAGUCGAUUCAUUCCUUUCUCAUUCUCAACAUUUAUUAGCACCAUUCAAUCGUUAUUCCAUCCAUGGCAUAGCGUAUAUCGGUGGCACACCAAGCGAAAUUCAGACAAGAUUCAAUUUGACUCAAAAUUUUAUCGGAUGUAUGCAUAAUAUUACAUUCUCUCAGAAUAAUGCUAAUCUCUUCGUCAAAGAGAAGGUAAUUAUUGGAAAUUUAAGUCAACUUUCUUGCCAAAAUCAAGAUAUUCAAUUAGCUUAUUUAUCCAAAUCACAAUCAAGCAUUCAAUUCAUGGAGCAGAUUUAUAAUCAAUCUGCUGAAUAUAAUUUAACGUUUGUAUUUCGUGCAUCGUAUUCACAACAAACUCAACUAUUAUAUAUCACUGAAACUCAAUCCAUGCAUAUGCUUCGACUUUUUAUAAAUAACAAGGUCAUAUUUGUUGAUGUAUCCAAUUUUGCACCUUUGCCAGCAGUCAUUAAUAGAGACAUUUUUGACGGUUACUGGCAUCACUUAUCUGUUAUAUUAAAUCGAACACAUUGCCGCGUUAUACUUGAUAAUGAAGAAACAACAUUAACAUCUCUCCAGCCAAUCGAUAAUCAAAAUAAGACUCAAAAUCGAACUGUAACAAUUCAAUUUCAUGGAUCCCUACCAAUCAUUAUGAGGGUACCCGAUGCCAACAAUGUUGAAAAUUUUAUUAUACAUAAAUAUAUAGAUCGAUACCAACAAUCUUGCUACGAUAUCUUUCGCCUUCAAGAAAGUAAGGCGGAUGGAUGGUAUAAUAUCGACCCUGAUGGCCCUAAUGGUUUACUACAGCCAUUUCCCACUUUUUGUAGCAGAUCUGAUUUAACUAUAACCACUAUUCGUCAUCAAUUUGGAACUAAUCCGUAUAAUGUACCACAAAAUAAUUCUAUUGGACCUGGUGCUCGUGUUAUUGAUAUUACUUAUCAAGAUGGUAUAGGAAUUCAAUUACAGAAUAUUUCAAUUUCUCAAAUUACUGCUUUAAUUAAUAACUCUAAUACGUGUGGUCAAGUCUUAAACUAUUUCUGUAGCCGAUCUGUUCUGCUUAAUUAUCCUCAUCAACCUUACGUAUGGUGGGUAUCUCGCCAUGGCCAAGCUAUGAAUAGUUGGAGUGGUGCUCCAAUUGGUUCUCGAAAAUGUGCUUGCGGUACUGUAGAUUCCUGCAUCAAUAAGACUAAAGUAUGUAAUUGUGAUGCCAAUCGACAAACAUGGGCAUCGGAUGAAGGUACUUUGACCAGCAAAGCACAUUUACCGGUUACUCAGGUCCAUGUCGGUUACCAAUCAAAUGAUAUCCAACGACAAAGUCUUAUCCAACUUGGUAGCUUAACUUGCGAUGGUCAAGCACCUCCAUCAGAUAUAAUAACAUUAACUUCAAAUCGUCAUGGAAUUGCAUUAAAUCGGCAACAAUUAUCCGAUGGUCAUAUUAGAAUUUCAUUUAAAGGGAAAUCAGUUUAUGGGAUCUUACUUUUUUUGCAAGGGUUAUCAACUCGAGUUGUACUGACCGUAUCUCCAAAGCAAGUGAAUCUAACAUAUGAUUUAGGACAAGGUCAUGGCCAACAACAACUAUCCGUUGCAGCUGAAGGUUAUAAUCUAUACAACGAUGAUAACUGGCAUCAAAUAAGGUUUAGUUUAUCGCUAUCUGGAAGUUGGCUUAGUGUUGAUCAAGCUACAUCAUUUGAAAAGAAAGGCGUAACGUCCACUAUUCACCAAUUAAUUCGAUUUGAUCUCAGUGGAAUACUCUCAAUUGGCUAUAACUCUGCAAUGAAUAUGGAUGGUUUUACUGGUUGCCUAGGUGAUUUCUUUAUUGGACUGAAGAAAUAUAGUCUUCAACAAUAUAUCGGAAAUACCAUUGUUAAUAGCUGUAAAAUUCCAUGCUUUAAAACUCCGUGUCAACACUUUUCCGUAUGUCAAGGAAAUUACUCUUCAUUUUAUUGCGAUUGUUCAUCAACGCAAUAUAUUGGACCAGUCUGUAGUCACAUUCGAGGGGCUCAGUUUAGUAACGGAAAUGGUAUAAGAUAUACUAACAGCGAAUUUAAUCCGUCAGACAAUCGGAUUUUCUUAUCAUUUUGGACCAAUUUGUCUCAUAUUGAUAUUCUUAAUUUAAAAUUAUCAAUUGAAAAUAGCCCACAAAGUGAAUUAAUCCUAGCUAUCGAUAACAGUAGAAUAUUGUUGGUUGUAAACGAUUCUAAUAUAAUAUUGAAUGAAUUAAAUCGAGUAAAGUAUAACGAUCAACAACGUCAUGAUGUCUUAAUUGAUUUAGAAAGAAAUUUGAUUUCUGUCGACGGUAAAGAAGUACAAGAUGUGGUGAAAUUGAGCUUACAUAAUAAUAUAACAAUUCAGUUGGGCGAUGGAAAUAAUGGCUUAGGUGGUCUAUGCUUGAAUAAUGUAUCAAUUUUGGGUUUACGUCUACUUGAUUUAGCAUAUCAAUCACCUAAGAGUCAGAAUAUAGAAUUUAUUCCAAAUCAAUCAAGACAUGAAGUAAAAGAAGCUAUUUGUAUUAAUGGCCAAAUUUUACCCACUACUACUUCAACAACCUUAACAAAAUCUACAACACAUUUUACUAAUAAAAUCCCAUCUACAACCAAAAUACCUUCAACAAAUAAGCCUAUUUCAAAGGCAAGUAAUGCUGCUCCCACAACAAGUUCAAAGCAAUCGACAACAUCUAGUUCACAACAAAUUUUUACUUCUGGUCUUGGAACUGGAUCGGUACCCUUUGUCAAUACUAUAGGCACUGCAUUGACAGGAAGUCAACAAAGUAUGACAAUUGGGAUCGUUGCUGGCGUGGUUUCAUUUAUAUUAGUAGUAAUAAUUAUCGUGGUGUUAUAUUGGUAUUAUGUGUUAAGGCCUAAGAAAGAAAAGAGCAUAGAAUUGACGCAUAUGGAUAAAGAAAUAAUAGAAAAUACUGAUCAACCUGAUCAAAUUGUGGGAUCGACUUCAGAUCAAUCGAAUCAUGUUUCAAAACGUCAAUCACAGUCAAUAACUAAGAUUACUCCAAGAAAUUCUAAUUGCUACGAUAACGAUAACGAUAAUCUAGAUGUUAACAAUUUAUGUAAUGAUCAUUUGGAGGAGAUUAAUUUAAUGGAUGGUGACACAUUAGAAAAGCAUGAACAACAUGAUGAUAGUGUGCAACCUAAUAGAUCUAAUGACUGA